AUGGCCAACACCCAGCCCGCCAUCCUCUCCGGCACAGACGAGGCCCAGAUCGCAUCCACCUGCGCCAAACUGGGUCUCUCCGUCACCGAGUUCAGCGAGCUGCGGCGGCGCGCGACGGCGGCCAAGGCGACGGCGUACUGCCGGUACAGCCGCUUCCGCGUGGGCGCGACGCUGCUCUGCACUCUGCCCGACAAUGCUGGAGGAAAGGAACAAGGUGAAGAAGAAGAAGAAGAAGCGGUAGUGGGCGUUGUUCGUGGAGAGGGAAAGACGGUCUACGUGCCGGGCGCCAACGUGGAAAACGCGUCGUAUCCCGUGGGCACGUGUGCUGAGCGGGUGGCCUUGGGCACGGCGGUGACGAGCGGCAUCAGGACGUUCCGGGCGAUUGCCGUGGCGACGGAUAUCAGUCCGCCGGCGAGCCCUUGUGGGAUGUGCAGGCAGUUCAUCCGCGAGUUUUGCACCAUGCAGACGCCCAUCAUCAUGUUUGACAAAAACUCCGACUACGUUGUCAUGACGGUGGACCAGCUCCUCCCAAUGUCUUUCGGCCCAGACGCUCUCCCACCUGCUGGUGCC
Molecule: messenger RNA, 570 nt
Organism: Trichoderma citrinoviride
Lineage: Eukaryota; Fungi; Ascomycota; Sordariomycetes; Hypocreales; Hypocreaceae
Product: cytidine deaminase
Exons: 3
Cellular component (GO): cytosol
Molecular function (GO): cytidine deaminase activity; zinc ion binding
Source: RefSeq, a predicted model, not a curated record